Molecule: messenger RNA, 16636 nt
Organism: Microcebus murinus (gray mouse lemur)
Lineage: Eukaryota; Metazoa; Chordata; Mammalia; Primates; Cheirogaleidae
Source: RefSeq, a predicted model, not a curated record
CCAUCCCCCAGACGGUGCACAUCACAAUCAGAUUUGAUUUAGGAGAAUCUCACUGCACCUGUACUUUGAGAUGGAGCAUGAGGAAGGUCUUUGGACUGGGCCUUUUGAAGAAAUUCUAGGUUCUGAUGGGUUGGUUGCUUUAGGAGUGUUGACGUAGCUUUAAAUAACAUUAGCUUUGGAACUGCCCUCCCUGAAGGUGAAGAUGUGAGAGGGCUGAUAUUUCUCUGUGAGACUUCCUUAGGUUGGUAAAUUGUAGUUCUCACCAUCAAGGAAAUGUUUACACCAGAGCAAGGUGUGGAAAACCCUAGAUGAGCAGGUAUUCCUGGAGAUUCACGGGCUCUGCCAAAGUAAGGUCAUUACCACUGCUCCAUCCUGAACGAAAGAUCAUAUUUGAUCAUGUAUAUAUGAAAUGAUCAUAUAUGACACAAAUAGAUAUUGUCUAUUCAUAAUAUAUAUGAAUAGACAAGACAAUUUACAGAUUAUAAUUUUGUAACUGGUAACUGGAAGUCUUUUUUUCCUUUGUGUUGAAUUAUUACCUGAGUUUGCUAAGGAAAAUUUGGGGGAAUCACAUAUUUAAAUUGGUGUAAAUAAGAGAAGAAAAGUCUAGAUGAUGAAACUUUUUGUUGAUUAGAGUUCUAUUUAGCUCUUAAUACUGCAGUAAAUAAGAGGUUAUAGUAGUUGAAAAUACAUAUGAAUUUUUAAAAUUUAGGCAAAUCUAUAGGUAAUUGAAACGUAUACAUGUGUAAAUUUUCUUUUCAACAUGUGAAAUCUUGAGUUCAAAGUCCUUCAUAAAAGCAUAAUUCCUAAAUUAUUUUUUAAUAUAAAUUAAUAGAGAGGUUUAUUACCCUAAUUUCUGUGACAAAAACCCAAGUUAUGGAGAGAAAAAUUUAAAAGACGAGGCAAGAGAUGCCACUAUAAUUUAAAGUAUAUUGCUCUCCAUUCUUUCUAUUUAUUUUUAAAACCAGUUCAUUAACUGUAACCUUGUGCUAGGAAAAGUUGUCAUUUGUGCCCCAAAAUUGUCUGUGUGUGUGUGUGUGUGUAUAUAUAUAUAUAUAUAUGUAUAUUUCUCUCUCUCUCUAUAUAUAUAUAUACUUUAGAGCCUUCAUUAAAAUUAUAGGAAAGAUCAAUCUUGACAAAAGUGAAUUUUGAUGAAAAUUUAGGAGGAACAGGUAUGAAUUAAUAUAAAUAAGAUUGAAUAAAAAUCUAGAUGACUGAAACAUAUUUCAUCAUUUAGUAAGAAGAGUUCUAUUUAGCUCUUAAGCUGCAAUAAAUAAGAGGUUAGAUUAGUUGAAAAUACACGAGUUUAGAAAAUCUAGAUAAAUCUGUAGAUAAUUGAAACAUAACUCAGGACAACAUUUAAUGAAAAUGAAUUAGUUUUUCAACACAGUUCUCUAACAGAGUUAAAUUAAUAUUUUACUGUGAAACUAUUUUUUUCUGCACCAGAAUCUAUGGUAGGUUGGUAAAAAAAAAAAUGGACUAACUAUUCAUUCACCCCUAGAGUAUAUUCCUUGCCCUGGUAAUCUCAGUGAUCAGUGGGUACCUAAAGUGGAAAUAGUUUUAAAUGCUACCUCUGCAUUAUUAGGUUUGGGUGCAUUCAGAGAUAUGUGCUGUGAGUGUGACAAAAUGACUAAUGUGGAAUUGGUUGUUGAAUUGGAAUUUUUCGUUGCUAGCAAAAUUCACAUUGCCAAGACCUCUUUCCCUUUGUCUUUGAAAUUGAAGAGUAUUUUAAGUGAAAGCCAAUGCAAACAUGUCUUAUUCCUUCAACUUCUCCAUCAAAUGAGUAGUGUUUUCUAUUUGCAGUGGGCUAUUUGCAGGGUUCUUUUUCAUAAAUCUUGCAGCUUCAAGGGGGGAAAAAAGUAACUUAUUAUCCCCCCCCCUCCACUGUCCCAUCCCAAGUAUUGUACACAAAUGUGCAUUGAUCAAAGAUUCUCUUAGCUUAGAAAAGCCUUUCUUUCCACUUGGUAAAUCAGGCAGUGUAGAAUCAGCAAGGGCCAGCUCCCACUGUCUGUUCCAAUGUGUGACUCAUCUACCCUGUGGAGAUUUAAACUGAUUAGACCUUGAGCCUAAUCCCACAAAAGCAGGUUCUGGGAUUGGUAUAAGCCUUUGAUUUAUUGGAACAUGUCUGAUGGUGUGCUAGUCACUGAGCCCUCUGAUAUGAGCCCUCCUUCUGGCAAGGUCCUCCAGAGACCCCAGGAUUCCGAAUCACAUCUUUGUCCACAAAGCACAUUUCUCUGCCUCAAGGAAUUUCUCCCAUGGCCCCACAGAAGCAAUUGUUAAACCUAAAUUAGGGGAAGGACCUGCUUAAACAUGUUGCACCUCUUCACUUCUUGUGCUUGAAUAAGAAGUUCACAAUCUUCCCUGUAGUAUCCUUCUUAGGGGACCUUUAGAAACAAAUAUUUGAUCAUGUAAGUGGUAACUGGUAGCAUAAAGUAAAGCGUGGUGUUCCCCAUUUAAGGAAAUUGCUUUAAAAAAUGAGAGAAUUUUAGGGACUACUUUCCAGAGGUCAGGCAAAGGCCAGUUUCCCCUUGAUAUUAGUUAGGAACCACAGGGUGGGAUUAACAAGUGACUGGAAAAUGAAGGUGAAGAGGGAAUUAUAAUUAUGUAUCAGCAUCAUGUGCAUCUCUAAUUAAUCAUUAAUAUAUUAGCUCAUACAUUAAUUUAACAAAUAUUCAUUAGGGAUCUCUGCCAGGCAAGAUUCUGGGCACCAUAAUUACAAAAGUGAAUGAGAUACAUUGGCCACCUACCCCCCUUUAUAGGGCCUAGAAGGAAAUAUACAAAUAACUGCAGUGAUUGUUUCUCAGAUUAUCAAAUAAAGGUAACAAUUACCUAUUUUCCAAUGUUGUUUUUUGAGGACAAAUAUAUGAAGAAACUUCAACUAGAAAAGCCAAAUUCAUAUUCACCAUUGGUUUGUCUGCACAAUACCUGGUAUUUGGUAAUACAGGAUUUGGACUAUAGGGGACAUUGUCAAUUUCAAUUUUUUAAUUUUUCUAAAGUAUGCAAAUGAUAAUUUAUGUAAUUUCUUUCAAGGAGCAAAACAAUCAAAACCACUGUCAGUACAAAUGCAAGGUAUUCUUCGUGUUGGAGAUCUCUGUUGUAAUGAUGAUUCCUUACACUGUGUGUAGUUUGAUGUGUGUAGAGCUUUCAUAACCACUUUUCCACAUUUCAUCUUUAUAGUAUAGUAUCCCUGUCAGGAAGUUUGGUUAUUUCCACUUCUCUGUUGAGAAGAUGGAGUCUCAGUGAUUGUCACUGAAUCAAUCAUCGCAGGCUGUAAGAGCAACAGCUUCAGCCAGAGUCUUAAGCAGAAUGUCUUCUGCCUCUCAGUCAAGGGAAGUUUGUACUCUGCCUCAAUAAGGACUAACGAGAGGACCACAUGGACGGGAUAACUGUGGAUCUGGAUAAGAAACAUCACAGCUAGCAAACUGAUGAGAGAAGCCUCCGCACUUCUUAGAUUGCUCCAGAGGAUAAUGUGGGCAGAAUAAUGCCCGUCCCCCAAGGGGUCUAUGUCAUCAUACCUCAAUCUCUGACUAUGUUCGGUUCUAGGACAAAAGGGAAUGAAGGUUGCUGAUCAGAUGACCUUAAAAUAGGGAGGUUACCCUGGCUUAGGCCAGCGGGCCCAAUGUAAUUCUUCAAAAGGGAGGCAGCAAAAGAGAGGGAGAUGUGGCUAAGGAAGAGUAAAUUGUCGAGGGAUGUGAUAAUGCUAUCUUUAAAAAUAGGAGAAAGACCCACAAGCCAAGGACUGUGGAUGGCCUCUAGGAGCUAGAAAAGGCAAGGAAAAGGAUUCUCCCCUAGAACCUUUGGAAAGAAACAUAGCCCCAUGAACAUCUUGGUUGCAGCCCAUUGAGACUGAUGUUUGACUUCUGACCUAUAGAACUGUACAAUAAACUUCUGUUAUUUUAUGCCACUAGUGUGUGGUAAUUUGUUAAAGUAGCCGUAGGAAACUAAUGUAGAGGGGGUGCCUGUUAGAGCCAGAUUUAUAGCUGUCUACCUUUAGGGAAGACAGUGCAACUGGAAACCCCUCAUUAUCACUAUGUGGAGACAGUUGCAGGUUGGAUUAAUAGUUUAUUCAGCUGUUUAUUAAUAAACAUUUAUUGCACAUCUACUUGGUACAAGGUACUGUUCUAGGCCCAACAGUAAACAAGACAUAAAGAAAUGCUGCCUUCAUGAAGUUCUCAUUGUAGAAAAGGAGACAGACAAUAGAUAAGUAAACUAUGUAAUAAAUGAGAUAGUAUAAGUGGUGAGGAAGUUGUAAGGAGAUAACAGUGAUAGGAAGUUGUGUGUGUAUAUGUGUGUGUGUGUGUGUGUGUGUGUGUGUGUGUGUAGUUGUCUGUAAAUUUUAGAUGGGGCUUUUAGGGCAGGUUCACUGGGAAGGUGCUAUAUAGACAAAGAUGUGAGGACUUAUGUCAGGAAAUAGAAAACAGCCAUGUGGCUUUUUGAGAGAUGUCCCAAGCAAAGGGAACGGUAAGCUCUGAGAGGGUUCCUGGUGUUCUGUUGGAUGGGAGAUAGCAGAUAGGUGAGAAUGUAGGUAAAACUUCCAGGAUGCCAGGUUGAUCUUCUGAAUGAUAGCGUACAGUCCCCUCAGGCCUGGCCUUGAAGCUUUUCUCCUCAGCUAUUGGUCCUUUUUAAUCACUUCUGCUGCAGAGAAAAAGCAGAUCAUUUCCAAAAGCCUGCUGUGGGAGGAGGCAGAAAGUAUCAGAGAAUGUAUCAGAGCUGAUAACCAAUUUUAUGGAUCAGUCAUUUUAAUUAAUAAGGAGAAUAAGGGAAAGUAAUGCAAAUAAUGUCAGUACUGGUUGGCAUUUCCUUGAAAUUUUGAAUCACUUUCACUUUUCAAAGGGUAAGGAGUUUGGUUGGUGACUGGGAGCAGGCAGAAUUGGGAAUGCUCUAAACCUACCUGGCAGUUCACGAAGUGAUAUUGGAAAAGGUCAGUGUCUAUUUCUUGCUUCACACUGUGCAUAUUCUUUUAUCUUUCCUCCUUUAGACAGAGCUCACAACCGCUAUCCCCCUAAAGCUGUUGACUAGCAUUUCUUUAAGCAAGCAGGUGACACAGUGCCUCAUGUGACUCUAGCAGUGAGGGAUGAAGACAUUUUGCAAGGGUUGGACACCUACAGCUAAGAAGGAGCCAGGUGUAACCAGAGAGGGGCCAGCCAAUUGGUUGGAUCAGCUACAGACUUGGCCUGGGAAAUGGGAAAUAGGAGAAAUGUCAGAGCUUGGUUUUUAACAUAGAAAAGCUCUAAAAAGAGAGAGAGAGAGAGAAUAGUAAUGGAUUAAGCACAGGAAGAAAAAAGAUGCUUCCAGGGGUAUGUGGCAGUUUUAAAACAUGGCCUCAAAAUCCUUUGACACUCUUCCCAUCAGGAAGUGGGCUCUGUGUCUCCUUUCCUUGAAUCCCCUUGUGACUGUGUGACCAAUAGAAUGUGUAGAAGUGAUUCCGCAUCAGUUUCUGGGUACAGGCCUUGAGAAAUUGGUGGCUUCCACUUUCUGUUUCUUGAGAUGCUUGCUCUUGGAACCCAGCCACUGUGCUGUGAAGAAGCUAUACCUACCCCACAGAAAGGCUCCUAUGGAACGGGACAAGAGCCAGCCGGGCACAAGAGCCACCUUGCAAACAGAUUCUUUAGCUUGUUGGGCCAUACCAGCUAACCCGACAUGGAGCAGAGAUGAGCUAUGUCUGCUGAGCCCUGCCUGAGUUUUAGAUCUGUGAGAACAUUAGAUCAUUGUUGUUAUUUUAAGCUACUAAGUUUGUAGGUGGCUUGCUCUACAUGGAUAAUUGUAAUAAGGCACAUUUGAGGUGACUAGGAAAGAGAAAUAUCAGGUCCCAUGCACACUUGAGGAUGCCUUGUUAUUUCAAGAAUAUGUAAUAUAAAUCCUAAAAUUUAAAUCAUCCUUAACCAUUUUGGAGCUAUUGACUCUCCCCCCAAAAAGUCAUGUGUAUACCAAUCUUUUGAAUAUGUUUCAGGAGCCUGAGGACUUCCUACAUUCAUCCAUGGACAGAGACCCAAGUUGAGAACCUCUGUGACCGGACUCUCUCUCCACCACUAUUUGUUAUAAAGUGGAAUUUGGUAUAAGCUCAGGAAGGAUGAGAGAAAGGACACUGGACUUUCUGUUAUUAGACUUGUGUUUUGUUCUAGUCCUCUCAUAGACUUGCUUUUUGAUUACAGAUAAAGUGUAAAACCUCUUUGUAUCACAAUUUCCUGGAUGGUAAAAUGUUAAUUAAAAUCCUGUCCUUCCUUUCCUUAAAGAAAUGGCGAAAUUAAAAAAAAAAGAAAAGAAAAGUAAAGUAAAAGGAAGUGAACGUUCUUAGAAAAGUUAUAACUUGCCCUUAAGAGGUACUCAAAGAAUAUUUGUUGACUUUAUUGUAAGCUGUUGCUAUGCAUUGGGGAUUGCUUGAUUAUUUAGCCCAAACCUUUAAGGGCAAGGUCUUGCCCAUAACACAACCCUGGAAUCUGGACCCCAGAGAAAGAGUACCAAAGAGUAUAGGAAUGGAAAGGGGAGUUCAGUACUGUUCCCACACCAACCAUGUUACCUUUUUAUCUUCUGUUAUUCUUAGUUUUAUAGCUGGUAUAAAGAAACUAUGAGAAACAGUAGCCUGCAAAGAUUGGUAUCAGUUUACACCAAAACAGAACUCUGCCCAUGAGCACAAGGAAUUGGAAGUAAUAUACACAGAAAUCUCACAAAAUAUAAAAGAACAUAGACACUGGCUUCAGGAUUGGCGUCAUUGGGAUAGAAGGUCUAUUUACUUUGCUUCUUAUGAGGUCAGCAAAACAUUUUGAAUAGCAACUCCUUGGCUGCCUGCAGUAGGUCUGAAAAUAUGAAAUAAAACAUAAAUGCAGACCUGACUUAUGAGUAGCACGUUCCAAGUUUCCUUCUUUGCUUUCUGCUAUAACAGAUUGCCUUGUUACUGUAUUUGUAGAUUCCUAUCACCUCAGAUGAAAGAAUCCCAGUGUUGGCCAGGGCAAAACCCAAAACAUAGAGGAUGGGAGGCAACACCCAGUGUUAAAACUUUCAACAAGGAAAACCCACUGUGGUUGUUUUUCCUGUAUAUUGGGAAAUGUCAGGAUAAGGAGGGCCAGGAGAGUAAGCAGAAAUCACGUCCACACGGACCUAAGGUAAUUUCAUUUCCAAUAGACAUGGUGACAGUGAUCAAUGAAUUGCAGAAUCUCAAACAACAGCUGCCCAGCAACUGUCACAAUAUCAUUGUCAUAAUAUCCCAGGUCAAAGAUAGCUAUACUAUGUUUAGUUUUCAUAUCAAUGUAAGUUGAGUCAAUUUUGGCUGAACUAAAUGCCUUUAGUUUAUUACUCCUUUCUACUUUUCAUCCUCUCCUGUCUCCAAAAAAUCCCCAGAGUCUGAAUUUAAUCAUUCGUCAGGUUUGGGUACGUUCACAUAUAAAUACAUUGCUUAUGAUGGAUCCAGUCAAAGUUGAUGAGCAGGACUCCCCCAGCCCAUGCCACGUGGGCUUUCUGCCCACCAGCACUGAAGCUGGCAGAAAUCCCCUGUGGGAGGACAGAAGCAGGUGACCUUGAGGAGCCUGUAAAGCAAGUCUUAGGAGGGUAAUUUUAUCACCUGUUUCUUCUUCCUCUUUCAAGCCUUCCCUCAACUCCUUACACCCCAGUUGAGUACUUCUAUCUGUGCCAUCUCUCUUAUCAAAUGCAAAUCGAAUUGGGUUUAAUGUUAAAGCAGCUCACUGUCAGGCACAUAAAAGAGACCUUCAGUUUGAGAAGUUGAAGUGUGGUCACAAAAUAUCCAUAAGUGCAUAUGUUGAGGAUUUAUUCUCAGGUGCUCCCUGCUAGGGUCUCUUAAGCGUCAGAUCCCCUUUAAGGAAAUCAGUGCUGAUAAAGAGGCGCAUAGCCAAAGAAGCUGAAGCAGAGUGAACUACAUUGACUUACAGCCCAUAGGUGUGGAGAAAAAUCCCUAAUAAGCAAUUUUUUAAGAAUGCAUGUACUAAAGGGAGAAUUACUAUAUAUUUUUUCCAGACAAUUCCUUUUGGAGGUUUUGUUUACCAUUUAAAUUGCAUACUUAUUAUUUAUUUUGGAUGAUAUAUAGACCUUUCAGGAAUUGUUGGUGGUGUUUUUCCUGUUGUUUCUCUUCCUUGCUUGGGCUUGGUGCUGGGGAAACAGAUGAAUCAAGCACAGUGAUUGCUUGUCAGGAGCUCGCACUGGCAGUCUGGUCUAGCCAUGUGGACAAACAACGACUGUGCGUUUUGAUAAGAGAGAUGGCACAGAUAGAAGUACUCAACUGGGGUGUAAGGAGUUGAGGGAAGGCUUGAAAGAGGAAGAGAUCCAAGAGGUGUAUCUUGUCAAAAAGUUGAGAUAUUCUAGCUAGAGGGAAAUAGAGUUGGGAGGUAGAGGUGGAUAUUCUGAGAAAAAGGAAUAGUGAGUACAAAACAGAAAAGUAGCAAGAACAUUAGCAUUUUGGAAACUGAGUAGGUUGAUAGGACUAGGGCACACAAAUGUUAGACCAGAAAGACUCGGAAAUAACCUGGAGAGGAAAGCAGGGAGAAGAUCAUGGAAUAUUUUACAGGCUAUAUAGAGGUAUUUGGAUUUUAUCUGAAGCCUAUGGGAGCCUUGGAGGGAUUUUGUGGCAGGUCCUGCCAGUAUCCUUCUCAUAUUCUCUCGGUAGUCACCGACCCCGUACAAGACAACAGCUAUUAAGUCUCAGCAACUAUAAGUUUGCAAAAUUAUGAUGAGAGACUGCCAAAGUGCCAGGAGUUUAUGCUCUAGGGAGCAGCCAUUAAACAGCAAUGGAUAAAUGUCUCAGAUCCUUCUACCCUGGUGUGGGACAAAUCUGAGGUAUGUUCUAUACAGUCUCUGUGAGGUUCCCAGUGGGAUGAAGCCCUCAUCCUCAGAGCAAUUAUCUGAUCAUUACCAGUAUUGGCUUCCUUCCCAUACCUGCCAUUCUUCCAUACCCCUCCCCACCACACACAUUUGCUUCCUGGGAUCACUUCUCAAAAAACUAUUUGCACUCACAUUUCAGACUUUUCUUUUUGUAUGGAAGUUGCUCAGGGUCUACCAGGGGUCUACUUCUGGCAGAACCUGAUCUAGGACAGUUUUUGGCAUGAGGAGAAACAUGGUGAUGAAGGUGACCUCCAGAUGGUCCUUAUGAGAAUGGAAGUGAGAGGGGAAGACUCAAGAGCAAUUUAACAAGUAUAAUUCCUAGCAAUUAUGAUCUAGUUGGGUGUAUUCUGUGAGGGAAGGAAGGACUCUUAGGUGAUUCAAGGUUUGAGUUUGUUGACUGGAGGAAUCUCUUAAACAAAAUAAGGAAUACAGCAUGGAAAAUAGGAUUUCUGGUGAACUAUAAGGGACUUAGAUUUGAUUAUGCUGAAUUCGAAGUAUUUCCAUGGAUAUAUGUGGGGCUUAGAGGAGAGAACUAGUUGGGAGACUGGAAUUUGGAAGUAGUGGAGGCUGUGGGUGUGGCUGUGGUUACUCAAGCAGAAUGUGGGGAUGGGGAGUGGGGAGAACCCAGCCAGAACAUAAGUUUGGGAAUACAAACCUUUAACAAUCAAAUUUAUGAGGAGGAACCUGCUAAAGAGAAGGAGUGGUUUGAAAGACCAGGCAAGGGUCCAGGGAGUGAGGUCACAGAAGCCAAGAGAGGGAAAAGUGUCAGGAGCAGGGAGGAAGCAACAGGGUCAAAGGCUGCAGAAAGGUUUGGCAAGCAUUCCAGUUGGCUUUUGAGUGGAUAAUUGUUGCAGUGACAGCAUUGACGUUGGAAGCAACCAGUGCCCGUUUGAAUUACAUACAACGCCACGAUGAAAAGAAAUACCUGUGAUUCGCUUUCCCGGAGCAAAAGUGCCUCUGAGGAAACACUACACUCCAGUAAUGAAGAGGAAGACCCUUUCCGAGGAAUGGAACCCUACCUUGUACGGAGACUUUCGUGCCGAAAUAUUCAGCUUCCCCCUCUUGCCUUCAGACAGUUGGAACAAGCUGACCUGAAAAGUGAAUCAGAGAACAUUCAAAGACCGACCAGCCUCCCCCUGAAGAUCCUGCCUCUGAUUGCUAUCACUUCUGCAGACUCCAGUGGUUUUGACGUGGACAAUGGCACAUCUGUGGGACGAAGUCCCUUGGAUCCCAUGACCAGCCCAGGAUCUGGGCUAAUUCUCCAAGCAAAUUUUGUCCACAGUCAACGCCGGGAGUCCUUCCUGUAUCGAUCCGACAGCGAUUAUGACCUCUCUCCAAAGUCUAUGUCCCGGAACUCCUCCAUUGCUAGUGAUAUACAUGGAGAUGACUUGAUUGUGACUCCAUUUGCUCAGGUCUUGGCCAGCCUGCGAACUGUACGAAACAACUUUGCUGCAUUAACUAAUUUGCAAGAUCGAGCACCUAGCAAAAGAUCACCCAUGUGCAACCAACCAUCCAUCAACAAAGCCACCAUAACAGGAAGUGAGCUCGAGGCAGCAGAUAGAAACCAGCUGCAGAACUGUGAGACCCAAGCCAAGGACAAUUCCUAUGUUUUGGCCCAUUGCAAGGAGGCCUACCAGAAACUGGCCAGCGAGACCCUGGAGGAGCUGGACUGGUGUCUGGACCAGCUAGAGACCCUACAGACCAGGCACUCUGUCAGUGAGAUGGCCUCCAACAAGUUUAAAAGGAUGCUUAAUCGGGAACUCACCCAUCUCUCUGAAAUGAGUCGGUCUGGAAAUCAAGUGUCAGAGUAUAUAUCAAACACAUUCUUAGAUAAGCAACAUGAAGUGGAAAUUCCUUGUCCAACUCAGAAGGAAAAGGAGAAAAAGAAAAGGCCAAUGUCUCAGAUCAGUGGAGUCAAGAAACUGAUGCACAGCUCUAGUCUGACUAAUUCAAGUAUCCCAAGGUUUGGAGUUAAAACUGAACAAGAAGAUGUCCUUGCCAAGGAACUGGAGGAUGUGAACAAAUGGGGUCUUCAUGUUUUCAGAAUAGCAGAGUUGUCUGGUAACCGGCCUCUGACUGUUAUCAUGCACACCAUUUUUCAGGAACGGGAUUUAUUAAAAACAUUUAAAAUUCCAGUAGAUACUUUAAUUACGUAUCUUAUGACUCUCGAAGACCAUUACCAUGCUGAUGUGGCCUAUCACAACAAUAUCCAUGCUGCAGAUGUUGUCCAGUCUACUCAUGUGCUGUUAUCUACACCUGCUUUGGAGGCUGUGUUUACAGAUUUAGAGAUUCUUGCAGCAAUUUUUGCCAGUGCAAUACAUGAUGUAGAUCAUCCUGGUGUGUCAAAUCAAUUUCUGAUCAAUACAAACUCCGAACUUGCCUUGAUGUACAAUGAUCCCUGUCUUAGAGAACAUCAUUUAGCUGUGGGCUUUAAGUUGCCAGAAGAAAACUGUGACAUUUUCCAGAAUUUGACCAAAAAGCAAAGACAAUCGUUAAGGAAAAUGGUCAUUGACAUUGUACUUGCGACAGACAUGUCAAAGCACAUGAAUCUACUGGCUGAUUUGAAAACUAUGGUUGAAACUAAGAAAGUGACAAGUUCUGGAGUCCUCCUUCUUGAUAAUUAUUCUGAUAGGAUUCAGGUCCUUCAGAAUAUGGUGCAUUGUGCCGAUCUGAGCAACCCCACAAAGCCUCUCCAGCUGUACCGCCAGUGGACGGACCGGAUCAUGGAGGAGUUCUUCCGCCAAGGAGACCGGGAGAGGGAGCGUGGCAUGGAGAUAAGUCCUAUGUGUGACAAGCACAAUGCAUCCGUGGAAAAAUCACAGGUGGGCUUCAUAGACUAUAUCGUUCAUCCUCUCUGGGAGACAUGGGCAGACCUUGUACAUCCCGAUGCCCAGGACAUUUUGGACACUUUAGAAGACAAUCGUGAAUGGUACCAGAGCACAAUCCCUCAGAGCCCCUCUCCUGCACCUGACGACCAAGAGGAGGGCCGGCAAGGUCAAACUGAGAAAUUCCAGUUUGAACUAACUUUAGAGGAAGAUGGCGAGUCAGACACGGAAAAGGACAGUGGGAGUCAAGUGGAAGAAGACACUAGCUGCAGUGACUCCAAGACUCUCUGUACUCAAGACUCGGAGUCUACUGAGAUUCCCCUUGAUGAACAGGUUGAAGAGGAGGCAGUGGGGGAAGAAGAGGAAAGCCAGCCCGAAGCUUGUGUGAUAGAUGAUCACUCUCCUGACACGUAACAGUGCAAAGACUUUCAUGCCUUUUAUUUUUUUUUUAGUAGAAAAAUUGUUUCCAAAGUGCAUGUCACAUGCCACAACCACGGUCACACCUCACUGUCAUCUGCCAGGACGUUUGUUGAACAAAACUGACCUUGACUACCCAGUCUGGCGCUCAGGAAUAUUGUAACCAGUUUUUUCACCUCCAUGUCAUCAGAGCAAGGUGGACAUCUUCACGAACAGCAUUUUAACAAGAUUUCAGCUUGGUAGAGCUGUCGAAGCAGAUAAAAUCAAUUCCAAAAUGUUUUCGAGGGAACGUGGCUCAUCAGGCAGCCCAAAAGUUGAUUGGAUUUGGGGUUUCUUUUCUUUUUAUUUGUUUGCAAUAUUUUCAGAAGAAGGCAAGCAUUUCACAAAGUGAACUUACUGGGUGAAGCAACAGACACAUCAAGAACAGGACACAGCAUGAAUCUGUUACCAGAAGGAAGAGGAAGAUGAGCCACAGAAAUUACAUAAUUUUCUAAUUUCAAGUCUUCCUGAUACAUGACUGAAUAGUGUGGUUCAGUGAGCUGCACUGACCUCUACAUUUUGUAUGAUAUGUAAAACAGAUUUUUUGUAGAGCUUACUUUUAUUAUUAAAUGUACUGAGGUAUUAUAUUUAAAAAAAACUAUGUUCAGAACUUCAUCUGCCACUGGUUAUUUUUUUCUAAGGAGUAACUUGCAAGUUUUCAGUACAAAUCUGUGCUACACUGGAUAAAUCUGAUUUACGAAUUUUACUUGCACCUUAUAGUUCAUAGCAAUUAACUGAUUUGUAGUGAUUCAUUGUUUUAUAUACCAAUGACUUCCAUAUUUUAAACAGAAAAACAACUUUAUGUUGCAGGAAACCCUUUUUGUAAGUCUUUGUUUACUUUGCUUUCUGUUUCACUCUUUCCAGAAAAGUGGGGUUGCUCUCCACUGACAUUUUUCUUUGCAGUGUGCAAGUGAAUAUUUGUUCUAUAAUACUUUGAUGUGCGUUAUGUCAAAUGUGUCUUAAGCCUCAUGGAAACUCAGUCAUCAGUUGGUGUUGUCUGAAGCAAGUGGGAGAUAUAUAAAUAUCCAGUAGCUAAAAUAGGUCAGUCUUUUUUAGAUAUUUUCCUACUUAGUGUCUUCUGAUAACUUUUUGCUGUGUCAGUAGACGUGCAUUUCACAAGUGCAUGUCUUUGUAAUAAUCUGCACAUUUCAUGCUCAUUUUUAUUGUUUUUACAGCCAGUUAUAGUAUGAAAAAUGUUUUUCCCCUUGUGCUGCUUUAUUGUUUAGCAUGUGUUUGAACCUCUGUCCAUGUUGGUUAGAUGGGAUCUUAUCAUAUAUAUCACCACCAUUCAGAUUGAUGAAAAGAAGCAGGUUAGGGUUAUGGUUAGUCAAGUUAGUCAAGUUAGGGUUAGCAUUCAUUUCUACCGUGAAGUUGUGUAUCAUGACUAGCUUUUACUCUUGGUAUACAGAAAAAAAGUUAAUGGCUAAGUAGGCAGUUUUUAAGAAUAUUAACAGUAUAUAUUAGCAAACACUAGUACAACUAAUUCUCUUUGGUUUUGAUGAUUUCACCAUGGGAUUAAGAAUUGUAUCAGGAAUAUCUCUGAUAGUUGGUUUUAAGUGUAGCCACUACUCUUUCUUGAUGGACAGCUAUAUAAUGUGUAGAAAUGGCUUUAUCACUUAUCCUUGAUUCAUAAACAUGUCUUGUAGAGGGGAGCUACUUCUUUUAAACAGACUGAGGGAAAGAAGAUGAUGCCACUAGCACCAGAGGGUUAGUAAAAAGAUUCUGCCUGAAUAAAAAAUUAGAGAUCACUCUUAGCUAAUUUUAACACCAGGAACUGUGUUGCAAUUUUAGAGAUUAAUUCCAAGUUUUUACCUACUCAGAGCAGUUGGCAUCAUGGGGCAUUUAGUUUGGACUUCUCUUCCCAUGUCAGUUCUAAGUAAAAUGUUUACCUUCUUCUCUGUGUAGAGUUUGGAGCCCAAAUAAUAAUUUUUCACAUUGAUAUCCAAGAAUUGAAAUAGAGGCUAAAGGGAGCAUCUGACCAAGUGAAAACUAAAACAGUUGAGAAAAACUGCAACCCUGAAAAACAUUUAUAUUGGGAACUUCUCAAGGAGCCUUCUGGGGACUAGUAACUAAAUUAUCAGCCAGGAAAAUGACCCAAGCUGAAGACAGCCCCUAUUUUAAUCCCCUGAGAUCCAACCUACGCUUAGAACCUUUGGUAGAAAGAUCAUGUCUUUAUAGCUCUGAUCUUUUAUGUAGGGCACAACAGGAAUCAACUAAUUAAUUACCAGGUUUGCAAUCUUUUUCCUCUAUAAAGAUCAGAGAGUAAUCUUCCAAAUAAAGAUCAAUGUUUAAGUGGUUUCGCAAGAACAUUUGGGAACUUGUUUCUCUUUUCAUUGUAUUUCUCCCUGAGGGAGAGCUACAAGGAAAGGCAACAAGAAUCUAGAGUUUAUUCCUCUUUCCAAAACAUCUUCAUUCCCCACCCUCCAUUUGGUAUUUCCCCCACAGAGUGCCUAGAAUCUUAAUAAUGAAAAAAAAAAUUAAAAAGCAGCAAUAUGUCAUUAACAAAUCCAGACCUGAAAGGGUUCAUAACUGCACUAAUAAAGAGAGGAUUUUUUUUCCAGUUUAUUGGUUCUUAAUGGUACCAUGUUGUAAGGAUACCCACAAAUGGACAAUCAAAUUGUGGAAAAGGCUUAAUAUCUAAGAGACAGGGACUAAUGCACUGUACAAUCUGCUUACCCUUGCCUUUCUCUCUCUCUUUCUCCCUUUUGUCUUGCCAAAGUGUGCUUCAGAAAUGUACACUGCUUUAAAAAGAACAUCCUUUUACAAGUGGCUUUUACAUUUUCUAAAAUGCCAUAAGAAAAUGCAAUAUCUGGGUACUGUAUGGGGAAAAAAAUGUCCAAGUUUGCAUAAAACCAGUGCAUUUCAGCUUGCAAGUUACUUAACACGAUAAUGCUAUUUUAAUUUUGUUUUGUUUUACAUCAGUUAAAAAAUUCACAAGAAAAUAAUGUAGUUAGAACAAAUUGCAGACAAGGAAAGAAAUAAACUUGAAUGAAAUGGAUUUUACAGAAAGCUUUAUGAUAAUUUUUGAAUGCAUUAUUUAUUUUUUGUGCCAUGCAUUUUUUCUCACCAAAUGACCUUACCUGUAAUACAGUCUUGUUUGUCUGUUUACAACCAUGUAUUUAUUGUAAUGUACAUACUGUAAUGUUAAUUGUAAAUUAUCAGUUCUUAUUAAAACAUCAUCCCAUGAUGGGAUGGUGUUGAUAUAUUUGGAAACUCUUGGUGAGAGAAUGAAUGGUGUGUAUACAUACUCCUUGUACAUUUUUCUUUUCUCCUGUAAUAUAGUCUUGUCACCUUAGAGCUCGUUUAUGGAAGAUUCAAGAAAACUAUAAAAUACGUAAAGAUAUAUAAAUUUAAAAACAUAGCUGCAGGUCUUUGGUCCCAGGGCUGUGCCUUAACUUUAACCAAUAUUUUCUUCUGUUUUGCUGCAUUUGAAAGGAAGGUAAUGGUGGGGCUAGGGCUGGGCAUUUUAUAUCCAGGCUUUCAAUUGAUUGGAUUUCUGGCAAUGGCUGGAUUUUACAAAACCACAGACAACUCUGGAAGACUCUGCGACCCUUUUGAGAUAUAAGUUCUUAAGUAUGUCUUGCCAUGGAACAGCACUGCAUGUAUGAUGCUUGUUUGCCAGCUGUUUAUCAGGAGCAACUUCAGCUACUCACAUCUGGAUUUUUUAUUUUUUCAACUCUCAAACUCUACUGGGGGAAUAUAUUCUCGUCCAGUGAUUAUAAAACAUCUUUUUUUAAAAAAAGUCUUUUGGGCUUUUAGAGCCCCAGGUCACUUGUGUUGAUCAUUUGUGCAUCAGUUUCUGAACAUGUUAAGUGAAUAUGCUGUACAAAAAAAGAUCAUUUUUUUAACUCUAGAAUUUUUCUUCCACUAGGAUAAACCAAAUUUUCUUAUUAGUUUAUCUUAGUGGAUAAAAUACACAUACACACACACACACACACACACACACGUAAACCCAUCUAUGUAAACUUACAAAGUUAUAUGUAAUGCCGAUUCACAUAACAUAAAGGAUUCACCAUCCUCUAGAAUUUGUUUCUUCAAAACUUGUAGCACUGUAGAAUUUUUAAGUUUAACCUUUCACAAUGGCCAGCCCCUGAAAGCAUGAAAAAUUCCUAGUAGAUAACGUGGAAACCUCCUUCCACUGCUGCCCAGCCCUUGGAACAUAUGACUUAGUGAAAGGAAAGAUUCUUUUUCUAGGAAAAAUGAGCCUCCUGUUAUUUUAUUUUAUUUUUUUGACACAAACUGUAGAUUUUAGCAGCCCUGGCCCAAAGGAAUUUGAUUACUUUUGUUUUAAACCAUACAAAGGGGACACUAUAAUUAUAAAAUAACAUCCUUACUGAUUUUAGUUGUUUUUAAUUUUCUUUCUUUGGAUACGUUUUCAAGAGUGGUAAAUUGCGUGUGAGCAUUACAAAUGAUGAUUCUUUUAGUGGUUUCUUAGCCUCUCUUACAGCCCAUGGGGAUAGUACUGUACAUCAAUACCUUCAUAUGAAAUUUUUAUAUGCAAUGAAAAUAAAAGCAUGGGUUGAUUCUGCCUA